Hemiscyllium ocellatum (epaulette shark) is the source of this 2077-nucleotide messenger RNA. It is a transcript of the gene scly, whose product is annotated as selenocysteine lyase. The transcript has 13 exons. The coding region runs from base 221 to 1588 and encodes 455 amino acids. NCBI's taxonomy places the organism in Eukaryota, Metazoa, Chordata, Chondrichthyes, Orectolobiformes, Hemiscylliidae. The record is from RefSeq and is a predicted model, not a curated record.
CUCUGAUUUGGGAGCCGGCGCCGGCAGAGCCGCGCGCACCCUAGCGGCUGGGAGGACGCACUUGCGGCUCGGCGGGGAGCAGGAGGGGAAAGGUGAACCGCUCGCCGUCGGUCGUUACGUCCGCAAAGAUCGGAGCGCCUUCUGGUCGGCAGGAAUCUCAGGGGAGUAGCUGCUUCACCCUCUGGGUUCUUCGAGGAUUGUAUCAGCUGCAAAGUAGGCAAUGGAGAAGAAUGCUUGCAUUACUACCACUGAUGGGCCUCCAGUUACUCAAAGUAAUCAGAAAGCGACAGUAAUAAUGGGAAAAAAUGACUCUUCAUCUGACUGCAUUUACAUGGAUUACAAUGCCACAACGCCUAUGGACGCUGAGGUUAUUCAAACUGUUCUUGAAGCCAUGCAGGAAGCAUGGGGAAACCCUAGCAGUUCUUAUACUCCAGGUAAGAAAGCCAAGGAGUUGAUAGAUUGGUCAAGACAGAGUGUGGCUCAGAUGGUUGGAGGCCGACCAGAAGAUAUCAUUUUCACCUCUGGUGGAACUGAAGCUAACAAUCUAGUCUUUCACACGGCAAUCAAGUACUAUUGGGACCACCAGCGGCAACAGACACACAAUUCUGGAAGUAUGGAUACUGAUCCAACAGCUAGGCCAUUACCUCACAUCAUUACAUCAAACAUUGAGCAUGAUUCAGUGCAACUCGUGGUGGACAAUCUGAUCAAAGAGGAGAAAGCAGAAGCUACGUUUUUAUCUGUUUCCAAGGUAACUGGAUGCGUUGAAGUGGGUGACGUAAUAGCUGCUGUCAGGCCAACCACCUGCCUUGUUUCUCUUAUGCUUGCUAACAAUGAGACAGGCAUUCUGAUGCCCAUUGCAAAGGUUUGUCAACGAGUGAAAUCUUUAAAUCAACAAAGAGGCCCAGAAAUACCCCGAAUUUUGCUGCACACAGACGCAGCUCAGGCAGUUGGCAAGCUGCAGCUCGAUAUACUGGAUCUUGGUGUCGAUUAUCUCACAAUCGUAGGACACAAGUUCUACGGCCCACGGAUCGGAGCCCUGUAUGUAUCAGGACCAGGCAAGAACUCGCCUUUAUACCCGAUGUUCUUUGGUGGUGGCCAAGAAAGGAAAUUCAGGCCAGGAACAGAAAACACACCAAUGAUCGCAGGACUUGGGAAGGCUGCUGAAUUGGUGGUCAGGAAUCUCGAAGCAUAUGCCAGUCACAUGCAAGAAGUGAGGGAUUACAUGGAAGAGAAACUGUUGACUGACUUUGGGAAAGAUAGACUACGUUUCAACAGCCACUUUGAGGGCUCAGAGAGAUUGCCUAACACCUGCAACGUGUCUAUUCUUGGACCUAACCUGCAAGGUCGGACAGUGCUGCUACAUUGUCGAAGGCUGUUGGCUAGUGUCGGAGCUGCUUGCCAUUCAGACAAAGGCAAUAGGCCUUCCCAUGUUUUGCUAAACAGUGGCAUUCCCUAUGAGGUGGCAGAGAACGCACUUCGCCUGAGUGUGGGACGUGCAACAUCAAAGGAGGAUGUAGAUGCCAUCAUAGAAGAUCUGAAACAAGCUGUUAGUGAAAUUGAAAUGUGUGCUGCACAGUCUGGGAAGUAGCACACAGCAAUGAACUUAAUACUGCCAAAAGAAAUCCAGGGAUAGAAAAUAGUAGUAAUGAGCGAUGCCUCUGAUUUCUGCUAGGUUGAGAUAAUGUUUUCAAAGCAGUUGGAGAUGAUAUUUCUAUGAUCCUCUGCGUUGGUUUUUAAAACUUAAUCCUCGAAACCUACCUCACCAACAACACUGGUUGUACUUCUGGGUUGAAGUAAUGGCCAUUGUGUAUUUAUUUAAAGAGGCAGAUAAAAUUAAAUCUGUUUAAACAAAGGCAUUGAUAGGCAAAAUUUAAAUUAGUUAUUUUUUUAAUUUGCCAAGGGACUGACUAUUGUGCAGCAAGUAAAUGGUACUCUGCAUUUCAUGUUAAUCAUUUUUAAUUAAAUAACGCCGGGUUACUCCCAGUGCUGGAUUAUACACUUAAUAUAAAUAUGUAUUUUUCAUGAUAAACUCAUUCGGAUGAAAGCAAUAAAACAUAUGUCGCUGAGAAAUAUUUUC